This is a messenger RNA of Dioscorea cayenensis subsp. rotundata (Guinea yam), 1833 nucleotides long. RefSeq names its product heterogeneous nuclear ribonucleoprotein 1-like. Lineage: Eukaryota; Viridiplantae; Streptophyta; Magnoliopsida; Dioscoreales; Dioscoreaceae. Bases 104 to 1489 code for a protein of 461 amino acids. The record is from RefSeq and is a predicted model, not a curated record. The transcript is spliced from 2 exons. Gene Ontology annotation, molecular function: RNA binding.
UCAGCUAUGGCGGCGCCCCGAGCUCCACACCCUUCUCUUCUCUUCUAAAGAUCCAAUUUUUCUUCGAUUUUGUUGGAUUUUUUGGUUUUCGAGAGGGAAGAGGAUGGAUUCGGACCAGGGGAAGCUGUUCAUCGGUGGGAUUUCGUGGGAGACGACGGAGGAGAAGCUCAAGGAGCACUUCGGGAAUUAUGGCGAGGUCCUUGAGGCUGUAAUCAUGCGUGACAAGGCCACAGGUCGUCCUCGAGGCUUUGGCUUCGUUGCUUUCGCGGAUCCCUCCCUUCUUGAUCGCGUCCUUCAGGACACCCAUUCCAUCGAUGGCCGCACGGUGGACGCCAAAAGGGCUCUAUCUCGAGAGGAACAACAGACUGCAGUGAAAUAUGGCAACUCUGUUGGGGGGAGGAAUGCUGGUGGAAAUAGUGGUGGAAACUUUAGGACCAAGAAAAUAUUUGUAGGAGGGCUACCUCCUUCUAUAACAGACACAGGGUUCCGGCAAUACUUUGAAAAUUAUGGCACUGUGACUGAUGUUGUUCUAAUGUAUGAUCAGAACACUCAUCGUCCUCGGGGUUUUGGUUUCAUCACAUUUGAUUCAGAAGAUGCGGUUGAUCGAGUACUACAUAAGAAUUUCCACGAGGUAUGUGGGAAGCUUGCAGAGGUAAAGCGUGCCCUUCCAAAGGAUGCAAACCCUAACAGUGGUGGUGUUCGCCCUGGUGGUGGUGGAGCAUACCCAACCUAUGGUGGGUCUGGUGGCAACAACAGUUCUUACGAUGCUAGAAUGGAUGGAAACAGGUACAUGCAACCACAAGCUGCAAGUGGUGGCUUUCCAGGAUAUGGUUCCUCGGGCUAUGGUGCUCCUGGGUAUGGAUAUGGGGCAGCAAACAAUGGUGUUCCCUAUGGAGGUUAUGGUGUUGCAGGUUAUGGAGGUGGCGCUGCUGGAUAUGGUGGACCUGCUGGGGCCUAUGGCAAUCCAAAUGCCCCGCCGGGUGGUUAUGCAAGUGGUCCACCGGGUGGCCCAAGGAGUCCAUGGGGAAGUCAACCUCCAUCUGCCUACGGAGCAGCGGGAUAUAGUGCUAAUGCACCGUAUGGAGCAGCUUGGAAUGGUCCUGCGGGUAGUGGCGGUGGUGGGGCUGCACCCACUGGUCAGUCUCCUACUGGGGCCUCUGGCUAUGGGAGUCAAGGUUAUGGUUAUGGCGGCUAUGGUGGAGCAGAUGUUUCCUAUGGUGGUCAUGGUGGAUAUGGGGCUGUUGGUGGGCGUGGUGGUGGUAGCGCCACCAUCCAUCCUGGUGGAGGCGCUGGAGAACAAGGGUCAGGUUACAUGGGUGGUGGCUAUGGUGACCCUACUGGUGGCUCAGGUUAUUCUAGUGCUUGGAGAUCUGAUCCUUCACAGGGUGGUGGUUAUGGAUCUGGUCAGGUAAAUGGUCCUGCAGGUGGAGGAGCUAGUUAUGGCGGUGGAUAUGGUGGUGCUCAACCCAGACAGGCGCAGCAGCAGUGAUAGCAAGGCUUGUCUCAAAAGUUCAGCAUUGCUGUUUCACUCUUGCGGAUAAAAGCGGAUAUGAGAACUGGUUGGAAUGCUUGAAUCUCAGUAGUUAGUCAUUGCAGUCUACUUUGGUUAUCAUAUAAUAAUUGUUCUAAGUAAUCUAGAUCUUUCGUGGUUUUUUAAGAUCUUAUACCUGGCCUGUUUGGGCACGGUUUCUUUCUUUUCUUCUGGAGUUUAUCCUCUAAGCUGAUGCGCCACUGCUAUAGCUAGAGUAGAUUAUAUCUGUGGUUGUCUUUGCUGGUGUGGUUUUGUACUGUAGUUCAGCUCAAUGUGACCAUUAUUUGUUUGUGUUCUGUUGC